This is a messenger RNA of Chara braunii, 1241 nucleotides long. Lineage: Eukaryota; Viridiplantae; Streptophyta; Charophyceae; Charales; Characeae. The record is from the annotation of a GenBank genome assembly.
GUAUUUACAGAUACCGUAGCUGCCGCCAAGGCUCAGCAGGAGGCAGCAGAGGCAGAACGUCAGCGGCUGGCCAAUGAGGCGGCAGCCCAAGCUCAGCAGACUGUUGAGGCUGACGCAGCGGCACGAGACCAACGGAAUGCCGCCAGUACGGAGUCCCUGAUUCAUAGUGAAAGUCAGUGGACAACGUUCCUCCAAGGCAUUAUCUUUGUGCCUUCGGACGCGCAGGCAGAUCCGACACCGGCGGAGGCAGAGAGGACUCACCUGGCUAACUUGAUGCUGGGCAUAAUGAGAGGCAUCAUGUGGAAUAACACACUGCUGCACGCACAUCUGCGCACGGAACGACAGCAGCGACAAAAGUACCAGCAAGACAUUGCUGUUUUAACAACUGCCAUCCGCGCCGAAGCAACGCAGCAGCAGCAACAGCAUCAGCUGUUGAACUCCGCUCUCGCACGCAUCAACAGCGUUGAGGCUAACGCCUCAGCAGCGCCAGGCUGCACGACAGACGCGACGAAGCAACUCAAUGAGCGCAUCGAUCACGUCGUCACCAUCAUCGGCGACAUAGGUGUUUUCAAUGGGCGGGACACGAUCAGUAGCACGGUGGCCGCCAUCAAGACGGACAUCACCAAGCUGCAGACGAGACCGGACGCCGCUACAAAGACUUACACGAUGCCGCACUUCGACAUCAGCAAGUUCGACGACUACAACAAGUCGGACGCCUUGACAUGGUGGCAACGUUUCCUCACGGAAGCAUCAUGCCGCACUGUCCCGGCAGACGACAUGAUGAAGGCACUCUACUWKCAACUAAUUGGAGGAGCGCAGGCUUGGAUGAACCAUCUGGCGGCUACCAACAAAUGCACCAUCGCCGACCUCCACACGCACAUCACGUGGAAUGAGUUCGAGAAGCUAUGGUUCACCCGGUUCAUGGUCCGCAACGUCGUGAAGGCGGCCAUGAACGAGGUGUACACCUGCUCUCAAGGAAAUAUGCCAACUCGAGACUGGACAACCAAGUGGCAGAAGAUAGUGACCACACCAGGGUUCGAUUUGAGUUUUCCAAAUCAACGAUCCGAGUUCUUCUCGCGAUCGUGCGUGGGACUGCGGUCGGCACUCGACAACGAGUACGACUAUGACACGUUCCAGGCCAUUCUGGAUCGUGCGAACUUAGUCAUCCAAACGGAUGACAAGGCCGCAAACGAACGGUAGUCCCAGCCGCAUUAUGUGGCUAAGCAGGGCUAUCAACGUCA